Coffea eugenioides is the source of this 1257-nucleotide messenger RNA. RefSeq names its product NADH dehydrogenase [ubiquinone] 1 alpha subcomplex assembly factor 2. Gene Ontology annotation, cellular component: membrane. The transcript has 9 exons. The coding region runs from base 454 to 1014 and encodes 186 amino acids. NCBI's taxonomy places the organism in Eukaryota, Viridiplantae, Streptophyta, Magnoliopsida, Gentianales, Rubiaceae. The record is from RefSeq and is a predicted model, not a curated record. Gene Ontology annotation, biological process: response to oxidative stress; mitochondrial respiratory chain complex I assembly.
AUGUGGGAUUCCAGCUAUGGAACUGUUUGGCAGAUACCAGCGAUACUUGAGAAAACAAACCCAACCCAGACUCUACCCAAUACUGGGACCAAUAGACAUCUGUUCUUGAUUAUUUUGUAAUUAUGGAGUUCGAAGAGCAAGAGAACAUACUUCGGGUGAUUUGUUUACGUUGAAUCAAGUGAUUUUGAUCCAUAGGAAUAGGGAAUGGAGCAGCAUGAAAAGUGCUGAUUACAAUAGUUAACGAAGAAGUAAACGUUUCAGGUUGUUUCCAAACACUGUCUUAUGUGGUACACAAUAUUCAAGACUUGAAGCCACCUGGGUUCGAACUCCUUUCUUGAGGUUUCAGGAAGGAAAACAGAAGCUUAUGGUUGAGAGUCCAGAAGAAGCAGAAGAAGCUGUUGAAGAACCAUUUUUUUCCUGAUUACUUCUGAUUAAUAUCGAAAAAGAAAAAGGAUGUCGAGAUUCUGGGCAGGAAUUGUGGGAUUAUUCAGAAAUCGGACUAUGGCGGGAAUGGACAAAGCUGGGAAUCGAUACUUUACUCGAAUGGAAGAAAUUGAUGGUGUCAUGAAAGAGAAACGAUGGGUGGUAUUCAAAGGAGAGCAGGAACCAACUUCAGUUCCAGUCGAAUGGAUAUGUUGGCUGAAUGGACAGCGAAAGAUAGCUCCUACGCCUGAGGAAAUGGCUGAGCUUGAGGCUAGACGGGAACGUGUUAGACUCAAUGUUGCUCUUCUCAAGAAAGAAGAGGAGGAAAGGGGGGCCAAAGGUCUUAGUCAAGAAGCUGCUAAGACUGGUAAAGUUGUAGGGCCAGACUUGAAGAGUUUUAUCCGGCAGCUCCCAGUUACUUCAGAAGGUGAUGGACGUGGGGAAGCACUUGAUGCAUCAGGGAGGGCCUCCAAAGCAACUGAUUCAGAGAAGCAACCACCAUAUGAAGUUAGACAAAAACAAGAAGAUUCUUCCGAGCCUACGGGAACAGGUGAAUCGUUCAGACCAGGGACAUGGCAACCUCCAACAUGACUACGUGAUACUACUAUAUGCUUUACCAUCGAGUGAUGGGUGGUCAUUUUGUGAUUUUUGCUCCUCAAAGAUCGUCUUUUUCAAUUAUUUCCAAGGGGGUUUUAACGCCAAAAUUUUGACCCUUACAAUUACAUGGACAAUGACAUGGAUUUUCUGAGCUCUCUAGUUAACUGGGAGGCUGAAUAUGUAUUUGCCCUUUUACAGUAGGGUAAAUCAUUUGUUACAGUAGCGAUGAAUCAUCUC